Molecule: messenger RNA, 3714 nt
Organism: Corythoichthys intestinalis (scribbled pipefish)
Lineage: Eukaryota; Metazoa; Chordata; Actinopteri; Syngnathiformes; Syngnathidae
Product: E3 ubiquitin-protein ligase TRIM35-like
Exons: 2
Coding region: 409-1800 (463 amino acids)
Biological process (GO): protein ubiquitination
Cellular component (GO): cytoplasm
Molecular function (GO): ubiquitin protein ligase activity; zinc ion binding
Source: RefSeq, a predicted model, not a curated record
GAAGAAGAAGAAAAAGUUUCUCCCGUUUUCUUUCUGUGCAGAUGUCGACACAGGGAAGUAAGUACCGUUUGCCUGCCUAGACUUUAGUUCUGUGAUUUCCAGGCAUGUAUUCAUGCAUAAAAAUCGCAUUGCGUUUCACUUGUAUUUAUUUGGAAUAGGGACACAUUAUUAACUCCAAGUUUAAUGGGAAGAUUGUGUCUAUUUGUGACUUGUCCGAAAUUAAAAGCACAUCACACCACAGUCUUGACUCACGUUGUCAUUUCAAAUAUACAACGCGGAGACCAAAACCAACGGUCACACUUGGAACUACUCACGUCUACGUGGACCACGUGACCAUCCGCGGCACAACAACUGUAGCUCGACAUUCCGAACUUGUGCGCUGAGCCAAACGCCGUCUUCUCUAAAACAAUGGCUGAACGUCUGGAGGACCAUCUUCAAUGUCCCACCUGUCUGGAAGUCUUCAAAGAUCCUGUCAUGCUGCUGCCGUGCAGUCACAACUUCUGCCGUGCGUGUCUGCAGCAGUGGAAGGACAAAGGAGGACAUUUGUGUCCACUCUGUAGGACAGAGUUUAGUUCGAUGGAUCCGCCUUCAAACUUGGCACUGAGGAAUAUGUGUGAGAACCUUUCACUUGCCUCGUUCAAGUCAGAGGACAUGUGCAGUUUGCACGAAGAGAAACUUAAACUCUUCUGUUUGGACCACCGGGAGCUUGUGUGCCUCAUCUGCAGAGAUGCAGAAAUCCACGUUGGCCACAAGAUCAGGCCCCUCGAAGAAGUUGUGGAAGCGCAUCGUGAGAAACUCCAGAAAGGCCUGCAGAAAGCCAAGGAAAGACUCCAAGAUUACAACGACUGUCGAGAGAACUGUAAUGAACAGGCAGAGUACAUCAAAUUCCAGAGGGAGCAGGUCGAACGCAAGAUUAAGAAGGAUUUUGAGGAGCUCCGUCGCUUUCUCGAUGUCGAGGAGGAGACCAGGUUGGCUGCGGUCAGGGAGGAAGAGAAGAAGAAGAGUCAAACGAUGAAGGGGAAGAUGGCGGCUCUCGGCGAACAAACGGCCGCUCUCUCGGAUGUCAUCAGAAGCACUGAGGAGCAACUCCCGUCUGGCAACGUUUCUUUCCUGAAGAAGUUCAAUAUUGCAAUGAGCAGGAUCCAAGAGCUUCCCAAUAAACCAGAGCUGAUCAGUGGAGGUCUGCUGGACGAAGCCAAACACGUAGGCAACCUCAAGUUCAAGGUGUGGGAGCAGAUGAAGGAGACGAUCGCCUAUAGUCCAGUCAUUCUGGACCCCAACACGGCAUGUCCAGGAAUCAGUCUGUCCGAAGAUCUGAGCAGUCUGAGUUGGGAAGAAGCACAGCAGCAGCGUCCAAAGAAUCCAGAGAGGUUCCAGACGUGGCGGUCUGUGCUGGGUGCUGCUUUGGACCGGGGAAGACAUGUGUGGGACGUUGAGGUGGGAGACAACAAUGACUGGGCAGUGGGGGUCAUAGGUGGGGACCCUUGUUCGUCAGAUCCUAUGCCUGAUUGUUACAUUGAAAUUAAGGAUGGUAAAUACAACGCGCCCCUUGACUUGCAUGGACGUCAGAAGCCGCCUGUCAAAGUGCAGAGGAUCCGAGUUGAAGUGGACAUGAAUAAAAGGUCAUUGUACUUCUCUGAACCUCUCAAGAACACCCUAUUGUGGAACCCUCGGAAUAACCCUUCCUAUUGUCCAUACUGGUCCAGUCACACCAAAUUGUAUCCUUUCUUUCACAUAACACGUAAAAGUCCUCUAAAAAUAAUCCCCAUUCCACCUGGUGUUACGACUGCCAUCCGUUAGCGGUCAUGUUGUCACGGCUUGUUUUUUUUCUUUCUGCUUUUCAAUGUCAUCUAAAUCAUUUUCUUUUUCCACACAAUUUACUCUCACUUAUUGUUAUUCACCAGGUCAUGUGGUAAGACUAACUUUUAAUUCCAUGUGAGUAAUAUGUAACAUUAACUUGUACUCCCGUUUUGGCCCGAAUAUAAGAUGUUUUUUUUUGCAUUGAAAUAAGACUGAAAAAGAGGGGGUCGUCUAAUAUUCGCGGUCUAGACAUUAUACCCAUUCACGACACUAGAUGGCGCCAGAUAUCAUUAAAGCAAUGUUCUGUCAUGACAGAUCUCAGCUACUAGUUUAACCAGUUUGCAUUAUUUUAUUGUAAUGUUUUUCCUUAUUCAGAUUUGUUUCAAGACUACAGUUACAGUUAGACUUUGAUGGUUAAUGCAGUUAUUGCAAUUUUGUUGUUUUAUCACAAUAGAUUGGUUUAUUUACAUUUCAAAAACUACAAGCCAUUCAUUUACGAAUGUGAUUGCACUUUAGUUUACGUAUUUAAAUUAGGGCUGUCAAAAUUAUGUCGUUAAUUGGCGUUAAUUUUUUUAAUUAAUCACAUUAAAAUAUUUGACGCAAUUAACGCACAUGCCGCGCAGACAGAUUUAAAUGACAGUACAGUGAAAUGCUCACUUGCGUUUUAUGGAGUUUUGCCGCCCUCUGCUGGCGCUUGGGUGCGACUGAUUUUAUAGGCUUCAGCACCCAUGAGCAUUGUGUAAGUAAUUAUUGACAUCAACAAUGGCGGGCUACAAGGUUUUUUUUUUUGUAUUGAAAAUUUUACAAAUUUUACUAAGACGAAAACAUUAAGAGGGGUUUUAAUACAAAAUUUCUAUAACUUGUACUAACAUUUUUCUUCUAAGAACUACAAGUCUUUCUAUCCAUUGAUCGCUUUAACAGAAUGUUAAAUGUUAAUGCCAUCUUGCUGAUUUAUUGUUAUAAUAAACAAAUACAGUCCUUAUGUACCGUAUGUUGAAUGUAUAUAUCCAUCUUGUGUCUUAUCUUUCCAUUCCAACAAUAAUUUACAGUAAAAUGUGGCAUAUUUUAUAGAUGGUUUGAAUUGCGAUUAAUUACAAUUAAUUAAUUUUUAAGCUGUAAUUAACUCGAUUAAAAAAAUUUAAUCGUUUGACAGCCCUAAUUUAAAUGUUCAGAUAUUAAGAUUGGAAUGAGGCAAAAUAACAUGCUUUUUCUCUCAAAUAUAUUGCUAUAAUUCGUUUCGGAUGUACUGUAAUUAUUUUCUGUAUAAAAUUCGGUGUUCAAAAAGUAUUUUUUUCAAACUUGAGUCUUGAAAAAGAGGGGGUCGUCUUAUAAUAAGGGCCGUCUUAUAUUCAGGCCAAUACGGUACUUUAAAACUUGUACGACAAUUUUUUUAUUUUUUAUUUUAUAAGUAUAUCGAGUGAUUUUAUUUGAAAUUAAUGCUACUCUUUACUGAAGUACAAUGUUUGACUUCUCGUUUGUUUGAAAAAUAUAUCAGACACAAGUAACUAACUAUUUGAUGUUCUUUUCAACAAAUAAUUUGGAUUGACAUCUUUAACUUGUACUUGAGUAAUCUUAUUUAAUCGUAAUGCUAGUCUUACUCGAGUAGCAUUUUGGGCUCCUCUACUGAUGACAUUAUAUUCAAAAUAAAUGAUUAUCAACACUUGCUUAGUACUUGAGUAUUUUAUUUCACCCAAUACUUUUUGACUUGUACUUGUUUGCAUACUACUUUGACUUUGAGUAAUACUUAAAGAGUACUGUAUGUCAUGCCAUGGGAAAAUGUUAAUAUUCCAUCAUUUAUCCAUAAACGCAUGCCUUUUGUAUUCAUAUCAUGCCACUUCGUGUAAUUACACACAAGAAAAUGAGAGAAAUUUGGCUCCAUUGUCAAGCUAAAACGACCGGCGCCCGAGAUCUGGC